CUCAACAAAAACUCGAGUGUUUACUUGACACAAGCAUCAGUGUAUAUGCUAAUUAAAAAAUAAUAAUAACGAUUUAUUAUGUAGUUGAAAACAUUUUCUUAGCCAUCUUUCUUCUUUUUCAACUUGUUCAUAACUCUCUCUCUCUCUCUCCUGUUAAGUUGGGAGAAAUUACAUAAAACAUAGGCGGUGCAGGAAAGCAAUGCCGGAGUUUGGGGAUGAAUUCAUCAUAGAAAGCUUCAAAGUUCCAUGGCUCAUAUGGAUCCAGCUUAUUGUCACCAUUCUUCUCCUUUUUCUUCUCUUUCUUGGGUUCGGCAUCUUUACGUCAGACCUUGCAUCCAGCUCCUCCUCCGCCGCUUCCUCGUCAACUGCUGCCGCCGCCGCGCCACCCGUCCGUCCUAACAAACCCCACAGAAGAAUCAAGGUGGGAGAUCAGAGGGUCCCAAGGGGCGAAGAAACUAGCGAAGGUUUGAUAGGGGAAGAAAAUCAAAGUGAAGAGGAAUCCUCUUUGAAGGAUUCUGGGUUCGUUAGAAUUUUCCGCUCUUCAAAUCACCCUUGCAACUAUUUUGGCCUAGCUAAACAAGCUCUUUUCAAGUGUUUUGGCUUGGAUUCCAGCUCUGAGCCUUCCAGUAGACAUCGGCCUGAAAAACAAGACUAAUGAACAUAUACUAAUAAUUAAAGUCGAGUGAUGCUUAGGUGAAAAGUGAAAGUACCUCCACUUUGUUCGUUCAGAUGAGGAUGAUUACAGAAGGUGAGGUUAGGUCUUUAAAUUUCCGGUAAAUAGUGACCCUGUAAUGUAUAUAUCGCAGGAAGCUAGCAUUAUUAGUCGUCAAGUGUAAAUCCACUAAUGCCAAUGGGAUCCGAACGUUCGUCAUUAUUGAGAAGCCCUGUCCCUGAUGUUAUGCUUUUCCAUGUUGCUUUUGGUACUGCUAUAUAACUACUUUGUUGUCCUCUUGCCUUUGUUGUUGUGGUUUUGCACCUUGAUGUUUCCUUUCUAGUCUAGGUCCUGUCUCAAUCUUUUUGUCCAUGUAUUCUGAUGAGCAAAUGGCAUAUUCACAUAAUGAUACCCUCUAAAUCACUUGGG
This is a messenger RNA of Striga asiatica, 1081 nucleotides long. NCBI's taxonomy places the organism in Eukaryota, Viridiplantae, Streptophyta, Magnoliopsida, Lamiales, Orobanchaceae. The record is from the annotation of a GenBank genome assembly.